GAGCUUCACUAAGCCAGGCACUGACGCCAUCAAAGCAGUGCUCUAUAAUUUAGGAAAAGGACCGAGGAUUCAGACGUUGGCUAAGACGGUUGGGCCACUGACAAUCCUGCCGAACACGGCGUCAGUAAGCAUUGAAAAACUGCCUCUCGCUGCUCAUGGCUUGUUCACCUGCCAGGCUUUCUAUGACAUUGAAGAUAAGCCUAUAGUUUACUAUUACUACGUACAUCUGACUGUCCAAGUUCCUGUCAGUAAACCAUAUCUUGUGAUGAGUGAAGCAUCUCCAGUGGAAGGAUCUACAAUAUGGAUGAACUGCAGUGUGGAAAAUGGCACUGAACCGAUUCAGUACAUGUGGCAACAUGAAACUCCCAAUGAAAACAUUUCGAACAUCUCACAGAGCAACAGCAGCAUUGUUGAUGUGGCCAGCAUAAGCCGAAACCACACAGGCUGGUACCACUGUGAGGUCAGCAACGCUGUCAACAAGGAGACCUCUAACCGCUUAUUGUUAAAUGUCACAUUUGGUCCAGAUGAACCUCAGCUUGAUGUGACUCCAUAUCAUAUAACAAACAAUGGAUACACCGCUCUGGAGAAUGAGACUGUUUCCAUGUACUGUAGAGCCCAGUCCAAUCCAGGCAGUCAGUACAUCUGGUUUUACAACAACUCCCAAAUUUACACAAGGCCACUGUUUACUAUCAACAACGUCCUCCGAACCCACACUGGCAACUACACCUGCUUGGCCCAGAAUUCCCACCUCCACACCCACUCCAGUAAAACCCUCAAUCUGACUGUCUACUACCCUCCUGAUGGCUCCCCAUUGUGUUCUGUGGAGCCUGCUUUGAAUCACACUGCUCUCAGGCUCUUCUGCUCCUGGCUCGGAGGAUUUCCCUCUCCGUCCCUCUACUGGACCAGAAACCCAAUACAGGCAGGACAAAAACAGGCUGACACAGGGCAACAACUACGUCUACCAACUAGCAAUGUCAUGAUGCUCUCGUCUGAGAGUCUGAAUCUGAACAGCAGCUUGUUUACAUGUGUCGGCUCCCAUCCUGUUCUACCACAACAUACAGAGUGUAGCACACAUACACAUAUCCCUCCAGUAGAGCCAAUGUGUUUUAGCAAUGUGACCAGUGAUAAGCAGUAUCUGAUGCUGUACUGCUCCUGGGAUGGAGGGGUACCCAAAGCUCUGCUGUGGUGGGAAGGACCGGGGAACCAAAGCAAGGAUGGACAAGAAAACUCCAACAUCCUGGUUCUCCGCUAUGGGACCGUCCACAGUGGAAAACCCUACACCUGCUACGCUAAACACCCACUUCUGGCUGUAGCAAAGACCUGCAGAAUCACAUUGGCUUCUGUCAGUAAGCCUCACCUCCUCAUGAGUGACGCAUCUCCAAAGGAAGGAUCUACAAUCUGGAUGCACUGCAACAUGGAAAUAGGGACUCGUCCAAUACAUUAUGUGUGGCAGUAUCAACUAAAUAAUGGAAACUUCAUGACGUUUACACAGGGUAGCAGCAGCUUCAUUAAUAUCACAGACAUCCUCCAUAGCCAGACUGGCUGGUACCGCUGCGCUGCAGGCAACGCUGUCAACAGUGAGAUCUCACAACAGUUAUGGCUCAACAUCACAUUUGGUCCAGAUGUUCCUCAGAUAGAUGUGGCUCCAUCUAAUAUUGUACAGCGGGCAUACACAGCACUAGAGAAUGAGACCGUUUCAUUGACUUGUCGAGCCCUGUCCAAUCCAGCCAGUCAGUACAUCUGGUUUCACAAUGACUCGGAAGUGUACUCCGGGCCCCAGCUCACCAUCACAAACAUCCUCCGUGUGCACACUGGUGACUACACCUGUGUGGGACAAAACUCCUACCUGAACACGCGGUCCAGGAAAACCAUCACCCUGACUGUUUACUAUCCACCUGAUGGCUCCCCCUUCUGCUCUGUGGAGCCGGCUCUGAAUCACACCUCAGUGAGGCUGCUCUGUUCCUGGCCUGGUGGAUUCCCCUCCCCGUCCCUCCGCUGGACCGGAGACCUGAUCCUCUCAGGACAACAACAGGUCACUAAAGAACAACAAACAGAUCCAAUGAGCUCAAAUAUCUUGCUGCCCUCUGGAGGUUUGACUCCAAACAGCAGCUUGUUCACCUGUUAUGGCUCCCAUCCUGCUCUAAAGCAACAGAGAGAGUGCAGCAUACACACAUAUACCCCCCCUGCUGAGCCUGUGUGUUUCGCCAAUGUGACAGAUGACAAACAGUUUCUGAUACUAUCCUGCUUCUGGGGUGGGGGGAUCCCGAGAGCCUUGCUGUGGUGGAAGGGUCCAGGUGGUCAGGGCAAAGAUGGAGAAGAAAGCUCUAAUGUCCUGAUUGUUCGUUACAGCACCUUUCAGUUUGGAAAGCCUUACAUAUGCUAUGCUAAACAUCCGCUUCUGGUCCAAACCAAAACCUGUGGACUUACACUGGUGCCUGUUAGUAAACCAUCCCUGCUGUUAAGAGACACAUCCCCAGUGGAAGGAUCUACAGUAGGGAUGCAAUGUAACAUGGACAAUGGGACUGAGCCCAUCCAGUACGGGUGGCAGCGUGAAAUUCAAAGAGGCAACAUCACAACAUUUGCCCAGGGUAGCAACAGCAGCAUUAUCACCAUGACCAACAUCAACCGGAGCUUAACUGGCCGGUACCGCUGCGUAGGCAGUAACUUCAUUAAUACUGAGAGCUCUGACUGGGUGUUUAAUGACAUUAUCUUUGGCCCAGAUGUUCCUCGGAUUGAUGUAACUCCAUAUAGUAUAACAGACCGAGGAUACUCCGCCCUGGAAACUGAACCUGUUUCUUUGUCAUGUCAAGCCCAGUCCAAUCCAGCCAGUCAUUACAUUUGGUUCUAUAACAACUCCCAGGUGUUCACUGGGCCACAGUACACCAUUGCCAAGACCCUCCGUGUGCACACUGGUGACUAUACCUGUUUGGCGCAAAACUCCCACCUGAACACCCGCUCCAGGAAAACCGUCAGCCUUAUUGUCUACUACCCUCCAGCUGGCUCGCCCUCCUGCUCUCUGGAUCCAGCUCAGAAUCACAGCUCUCUGAGGCUUCUCUGCUCCUGGUCUGGGGGAUUCCCCUCCCCGUCCCUCCGCUGGACUGGGGACGUAAUAAAAGCGGGACAAGAACAGGAGGAAACAGAGCAGCAAAUGGAUCUACAAACCAGUGCUACCCUCUUGCUUCCCUCUGAAGGCCUGAUUCCAAAUAACACCUUAUUCACAUGCAUCGGUGCACAUCCUGCAAGAAAACAGCUGGCAGAAUGCAACACACGCACAUAUAUUCCACCUACAGAACCAGUGUGCUUUGCCUAUGUCACAAACACUCAGCAAUAUCUGAUGCUGUCCUGCUCCUGGGAUGGAGGGGCCCCAAAGGCCUUAGUGUGGUGGGAGGGACCAGGGGGCCAAAGCAAAGGAGGACAAGAAAACUCCAACAUCCUGGUCCUCCGUUAUGGGACUGCCCGAAGUGGGAAACCCUACACCUGCUACGCUAAACACCCACUUCUGAUGGAAGCAAAGAGUUGCAGGCUCACACUGGAGGUCCCUGUGUUACUGACACAGCGCAGAGUUGUGUCUGUGUAUGAGGGGACUGACGUGCAGCUCACCUGUAAUCUGAGAGCCAAUUACCUUCCAGCCAAUGAAAUCACCUGGUUCAACAAUCAGGGCGUGGAUGUCCAAGACACCUCAAAGUACAUGCUGCUACGAACGUCUGCCUGGACCAACCUGACCGUGAGAGACGCCGACGAGAUGCAGGACAGUGGAGAGUACAGAUGCUCCACUUCAAACGCAGUGGGAGGUGCUGAAAUCAAUGUCACUCUGGUGGUCAAGAAAUACCCCAUGCCACCCAAUGUGACCCUGAUCAAAGCGAUGUACAACAGCCGGCAUCGCAACGAGGUGGAGCUGGAGUGGCAGGUAGAUGGUGUGGACCAGAAUGGAGGUUGGACCGGUUUCCACCUGGAGCACAGGUGGGUGUCUGAGCGACCAAACAAGAGAGGAAAAAGCAAUGACUCACAAGUACGGAUGGAGGAGAGGAUUGGUACCCAAGACUGGUACCGUACCGUCAUCCAGGAUCCAGACAUCAGGAGUCACACAGUUCGAGGACUGACUCCAACUGUUACGUACCAGUUCCGCAUAAUACCCAUCAACCACCGCACCAUCGGACACCCCUCUUUAGCCAAGACUCCAGUGGAAGUGCGUGACAAUGUUUACCCUGCUGUGAUUGGAGCAGCUGUUGGUGGAAUGCUCUUUGCAGCCAUUCCGACUCUGCUGCUGCUUGUGUACUUCCUACGCAACCAUGAUACCAAUGCUCGACUACAUGCAAUGCUGUUUGGCUCGCAGCACAGCCAGUCCAGGGAAAACAUUAACUUCCCUGAGGAUGAGUUGGCUGCCGGCUCAGACAGUGGACUAGAGAACACUAUUGGAUCAUCGAGUCCAGGUACAACUAUGGCAGAACCAAAAAUAUGAUAUUUCUGUCACAAACAGGCAAGCAUCUCCCACUGCAGACGUAAUGAGGCUGAAAUCGCCAUCUUCUUUAAGGCUGCAAGAUCAUAAUCUUAUGAAUCCAAAUCGUUUGGGUAAAACUGAACCCAUUAUUUUUAUAGUGUAGAAAGUUUGUCAUUACACCAGGACCUUUUAUCAGUGUGUGAGCAGUUUUAACUAUCAAUUGAAUUGUUUAGAUAGUAAAAAGGAUUAAUUUUGAGCUAACUGUUCCACAUCUGAAGAUGAGACAACAGAACGAAGCCAGAAAAAUGAAAAGUAUGCGUGAAUGUCACCUGUGCAGUGUCUAUAAUUAUAUCUUUCUAUUAGCUUUGUCAAAGCCUUGUACAACACAGUGUAAUUCAGUCAUUUAAAGCAAUAACAUACUGAAAUAAAGAUUAGUUUUUCUCUGAAACAUGCAAAAGUGUUUGCUAUGUUUUAUUUAACAUUGUACAAUAUGCAAACGUAUAAGAUUCUGCCUGUGUCACAUAAUAGCAUGCACUUUGAAAAUGCUUAAAUCAUGUUCAGUACAGAUUGAACACUCUUAAUCUUUUGAAUAAACGGCCAGAAUGUGUAAUGUUAUACGCAUUGACUUGGCAAUAAUGAAGACC
Girardinichthys multiradiatus is the source of this 5082-nucleotide messenger RNA. RefSeq names its product hemicentin-1-like. Lineage: Eukaryota; Metazoa; Chordata; Actinopteri; Cyprinodontiformes; Goodeidae. The record is from RefSeq and is a predicted model, not a curated record. Bases 266 to 4459 code for a protein of 1397 amino acids. Gene Ontology annotation, molecular function: protein binding. The transcript has 19 exons.